AUGGCUAUUAUCCAGAAAAAUGGAAAACAACAAGGUUGGGCUUCUAAAACAAUAAGUACUUCUGGAAGGCUGUGGUCCAUGGCCAUUUUUGCCGGCUAUAGGAGGGGUCUCUGCAACCAGAAGGGGCACACAGCUCUUCUUAAAAUUGAAGGUGUUUAUGCUCGAGAUGAAACUGAAUUCUAUCUAGGCAAGAGAUGUGUUUAUGUGUACAAAGCAAAGAACAACACAGUAACUCCUGGUGGAAAACUGACCAAAACCGUGGUAAUCUGGGGAAAGGUAAUUCAUGCUCAUGGAAACAGUGGCAAAGUUCGUGCCAAAUUCCAAAGCAAGCUCCCUGCUAAGGCUAUUGGACACAGAAUCUGGGUAAUGCUGUACCCCUCAAGGAUUUAA
Camelus dromedarius (Arabian camel) is the source of this 390-nucleotide messenger RNA. Its product is annotated as large ribosomal subunit protein eL33-like. The transcript has 2 exons. Bases 1 to 390 code for a protein of 129 amino acids. The record is from RefSeq and is a predicted model, not a curated record. Gene Ontology annotation, molecular function: structural constituent of ribosome. Gene Ontology annotation, biological process: ribosomal large subunit biogenesis; cytoplasmic translation. NCBI's taxonomy places the organism in Eukaryota, Metazoa, Chordata, Mammalia, Artiodactyla, Camelidae. Gene Ontology annotation, cellular component: cytosolic large ribosomal subunit; ribosome.